Molecule: messenger RNA, 3418 nt
Organism: Lineus longissimus
Lineage: Eukaryota; Metazoa; Nemertea; Pilidiophora; Heteronemertea; Lineidae
Product: HCLS1-binding protein 3-like
Exons: 7
Coding region: 70-1281 (403 amino acids)
Molecular function (GO): phosphatidylinositol binding
Source: RefSeq, a predicted model, not a curated record
UGAAAAAUAGAACGGGUGUAAACAAUCGAAAUUUUGGUUCCUUUUCUGGUCAAUUUUGUCGUAAUAAAGAUGCCUAAGGCCACUGUUACUGUCAGAGAGUUGAAGAAUAAAGAUACAGGAAUAGAUGUCAGUAUCCCAACAUACCAGGAGAUAAUAGGGUUAAUCAGCAAUACUGUAGAAUUCCAAGUCGUCAUAGUUACGGUUUUGAGAUGCUUCAAGUCACCCGAACAAAAGGAUGAUGAUGUGGUCCAGUUCAUGAUAAAGAAGAAACCAAAUGAAUUAGAAGAACUCCACGCAAAAUUGAAUAAGAAAUACUCUGCAACGGUGCUUCCACCCUUACCAAAGAAGACAUUAUUUUCCGACCUUACUUUCCAAGAACUGCGUGCAGGUUUUGAGCACUUCUUGCAGUUCCUCAGUGUGACGCCGAAGUUAUGUUCCUGUCCAAUAUUUACCGAAUUCUUAGGUGUUGACCAUGCCAAAGCAGAGAAGCUCACCGAGGGUGACGAUCGAAGUCCAAGCUCGCCAGAAGAUAUAGAAGACAUCUUUGAAGAGCAUCAGCCACGGCGGAUGUCCGAUGCGAAACCAACAGAAAAGAGUACCAGUAAGCCGAAUAAACCAGAUAUUUUUGGCGAAGACAACGCAGAUGACGAUUUGGAUUUGUUUACCGCCGAAGCGGCUGCUAAAGACGACGAUGACCUUGACCUCCUAGCACUUGCCGCAGCAGCAGAUGAGAGGGCAGGGAAGGGCAAAGUGAAAGAAGAGGAUGUGAAGAUUGUGAAACCGACAGCGGUUUCAGAAACUAAACUAUUUGAUGACCAGGACUAUGGCGGUGGAAUUGACCGAGAGGAGGCGGACAAGAUAUUCUACAUACCAAGCUCAGAACCGUCUGAGAAAGACAGUGCCCCGUUGUUCGAGGUGGAAGAUAACUCAGAAUUGUUAAAUAUCGAAGACGACUUGGACAAACUACUGACCGCCGAGCUUCCAUCGUGUAAAAAGGCGAAGCCUGUGAUUACGGUGAAACCACACACUUCCAGUAAACCUGAUCCCCCUGACAAACCGACAUAUGCUCCAAAACCUGUCGCGAAACCCGUCCUACCGCCAAAACCAGGAAAACCUGCCCUAAAACCGAAACCAGGUGCCAAGCCAAAGGUGACACCUAGUGGUGAUGCAGAUGACUUAUUUUCUAAUAAUUCGAAAAAAUCGGAAAAUUUGGACGCGGACGACAUUAUGAAAUAUAUUCAGGAUAAUGCUGAUGACACAGAAGUUGAUUUGUUUUCUUGAUUUGGUAAGGUAAAAUGGUGCAAUAAUAGCCCCGGUACAAUUAUACCCAACAGUGUAGAAAACAGCUUGCAGCAGGCAUCAGUAGACCUGAAGGUUAUAAUUGUACCAGGGCAAAAAACCCAUUUGAAGUCAUGGGUUUUUGACCAGGGUUCAUGACCUUGCUUUAAUCCUCCCAUCUCAAAUAAUUAUAACAAAUAAAUUAGUAAAGAGCGAAUUGUUAGAAUGAUAUUUUCAGUUGUUAUUGUAUACUGUCCCAUUAUAGACUGAUUUGUCUUCUAGUCCGAAAUACUCAAAAUUGUAUACUGUCCUGUUUGAGACUGUUUUGUCUUCUAGUUCGAAAUACUCAAAAUCUUUUUGAAGUCAUACUCUCAGAAAUGUAGUAUUGUUUUCAGAUAUUAGUGGCAGCUGAGUUUAACAAAACAGGGUCGUGUUAUCAUUUCGCUCAGUUGUUAGUUUUAUAAAAAAGGGACUUGGUUGAAAGGGUUCAGAGUACGUUGGGAGUGAUUUUAUGAAUUAUGCAAGUCACAAAACUUAUUUGUCCUAUGAAUGUUUGAGGUUACAAAAUGUUCAGAAAAAUUUGCACGAUUGUACUUAUAAAGUGUUUUUGGAGCUGUUGGCAACAGGUUGGGGCAGAUUCAUUUGAAAGAUGAUCUCCCAAAUGAGCAACCGUUUGUCAAAUGAUAGACCACAUGCAACCAUCCAUGCCAAUUUGUUGAAGGCGAGUUUGAGGUCUAUGGCAAAGAAAUUGUGGCUUGGAAAUUUGAGAGCCCGUCUUUCAAAUGAUUGCGAGAGCCUGACCUAAUUAUUGUGUGUAAUAAUCAUAAGCAAUAUAUAAAUUAGUAUAUUUUGUCCCAUGCUCAAGGGUUAUGUGGUUGAACUACAUGUCAACCUGUGCAGUGGAUUAUGGUUAAUGACAAUCUGUUAAAUUCCAUUGAUAUGACGUGUGGGCCAAAAUAAUAUACAUGGUGCUAAAGUUGUUGAAUCAAAAUUCGGAAAAACUUUAUGAAUAGCAAAAAUACAGUGUACAGUGGAACCCCGGUAACACGACCACCCAAGGGACUAAGCCGAAGUGGUCGUGUUACCGGGGUGGUCGCGUUAGUGAAUUUAAGAAUCAUAAGUAGGUUUUCCCGCCAAAACAUCGUCCUAGCAGAUAUGCUGUGUGUACAUUGACAUGCAUUAAUGACUACGCCACCGGGUGAUUCGAUAAUUUUGUGUGUAUAUUACGAAUAAAAAAUCAUUUUCUUGAGUGUUUUGCGUUUAAUUUACAACUUAUGUAAAUGAGUAAAUAAACUGACGAGAGCUAAUUAGACCAAACAUUACAUUAAAACUUGAGCAUGCUGAUUAGAGCAAGCAUGUUAUUCACACCAUCGGCAGCUGCUCUUCUUGAUGUCAAGCUAAUAUUCUCGCUAAUAUUGAGAGAGGUGAUGUGAGAAGAUGUUGAGAAUUCUUCCUGAUGUCUUCCUGCUUUAACUUCAGCCAAUUUGAACUGGUACUGAUUAAAUCAUCUUUUUAAAAACGUAUUUUAUCAAUAUUACGACGUAGUAAGCAUUCUUUACUUUGAGUAUUGGUACUCUUACUAAUCAACAUAAUUUAUUUGUCCUAAAAACUACGUGUGCAUGCCUCUUGACAUCAUUUAAUACUAAAUGAUGAAAAACAAACCGUGAGUCGAAAAGAAAGUUUAUUCUUCAUUUUAUUUGCGCUUACAUUUGAUCAAACUCACUUACACAUCAUUUAUUUUCAUAUGGAUUCCCAUGGUCAUUGUGUUCGAGGUGCUAACUAUCAACACGGAUUUGCGAGAAGGUGCCAAUUGAUACGAUGCGGUCAUGGUUGAUUACGGCAAUUAGGCCUCAUGGUCGCGUUAGCGGGGUUAAUUUGCAGUUUGGGACCGACCAAGCUGGUGGUCGCGGUUUGGGUACCGGGGUGGUCGUGUUAGCGAGGGCCAGUUAAUGGGAAUUAGAGAGAAAACCAUUCGGGACCGGAGAAUUUUGGUCGUGUUCGCGGGGUGGUCGCGUUACUGAGGUGGUCGCCGACCGGGGUUCCACUGUAGUCUGUGUCUGUUGGGUAGAAUCAUUUGUGUUUGUGAAAAAUUGCAUUUGUCUUCAAAGGUUUAGGAUUACGAUUGUCUUAUAACUGAAUA